GGGCCGCGGGCACGAGCAUGGUGAGACACCAGCCGCUACAGUACUAUGAGCCCCAGCUGUGCCUCUCCUGCCUCACGGGCAUCUACGGCUGCCGCUGGAAACGCUACCAGCGCUCUCAUGAUGACACCACGCCGUGGGAGCGCCUCUGGUUUCUACUGCUCACCUUCACCUUCGGCCUCACGCUCACUUGGCUCUACUUCUGGUGGGAAGUCCACAACGACUAUGAAUUCAACUGGUACCUCUACAACCGCAUGGGCUACUGGAGUGACUGGUCCGUGCCUAUCCUCAUGACCACAGCCGCUGCUUUCACGUACAUCGCAGGUCUCCUGGUCCUGGCAUUAUGUCACAUCGCUGUGGGGCAGCAGAUGAACCUCCACUGGUUGCACAAGAUUGGGCUGGUGGUCAUCCUGACCUCCACAGUAGUGGCCAUGUCAGCAGUGGCCCAGCUGUGGGAGGACGAGUGGGAGGUGCUGCUGAUCUCCCUGCAGGGCACAGCACCAUUCCUGCACAUAGGGGCUCUGGCAGCCAUAACUGCUCUCUCCUGGAUCGUGGCUGGACAGUUCGCCCGUGCAGAGCGAUCCCCCUCCCAGGCAACCAUUCUCUGUACCUUCUUCGCCGUGGUCUUUGCCCUCUACUUGGCUCCUCUUAGCAUCUCCUCUCCCUGCAUCAUGGAGAAAAAGGAUCUGGGCCCCAAGCCUGCCCUCAUUGGCCAUCGUGGUGCUCCUAUGCUGGCCCCAGAGCACACACUGAUGUCCUUCCGGAAGGCCCUAGAACAGAAGCUGUAUGGGCUCCAGGCUGACAUCACUAUCAGCCUGGAUGGUGUGCCUUUCCUCAUGCACGACGCCACUCUGCGGCGCACCACCAACGUGGAGCAGGUGUUCCCGGAGCUCGCCCGCAGGCCGGCUUCUAUGCUCAACUGGACCAUCCUGCAGAGGCUCAACGCUGGACAGUGGUUCCUGAAGAGUGACCCCUUCUGGACAGUGAGCUCCCUGUCACCCUCCGACCACAGGGAGGCCCAGAACCAGUCCAUCUGCAGCCUGGCAGAACUCCUGGAGCUGGCCAAGGGCAAUGCCACCCUGCUGCUCAACCUGCGUGACCCACCCCGUGAGCACCCCUACCGUGGCAGCUUUCUCAACGUCACACUGGAGGCCGUGCUGCGCUCUGGCUUCCCGCAGCACCAGGUCAUGUGGCUGCCUAACAGGCAGAGGCCCCUGGUACAAAAGGUGGCACCCGGCUUCCAGCAAACCUCAGGUUCCAAGGAGGCAGUCGCCAGCCUGCGGAGAGGCCACAUCCAGCGGCUAAACCUGCGCUACACUCAGGUGUCCCGCCAGGAGCUCAGGGACUAUGCGUCCUGGAACCUGAGUGUGAACCUCUACACUGUCAACGCACCGUGGCUCUUCUCCCUGCUUUGGUGUGCUGGGGUACCAUCUGUCACUUCUGACAACUCCCACACCCUGUCCCAGGUGCCUUCCCCUCUCUGGAUCAUGCCCCCGGACGAGUACUGUCUCAUGUGGGUCACCGCCGACCUGAUCUCCUUCACCCUCAUUGUUGGCAUCUUUGUGUUCCAGAAGUGGCGCCUGGGUAGCAUACGGAGCUACAACCCUGAGCAAAUCAUGCUGAGUGCCGCUGUGCGCCGGACCAGCCGGGAUGUCAGCAUCAUGAAGGAGAAGCUCAUCUUCUCAGAAAUCAGCGAUGGCGUAGAGGUCUCCGAUGAGUUCUCUGUGUGUUCAGACAGCAGUUAUGACACAUACGGCAACAGUACUACUACCCCUGUUGGCCCUCGAGGGAGUGGGAGCCGAGCCAAGCCCCUCACAGACCGGUGUGGGCGUUAGCUAAAGGCCUGUCUGUCCCAGCCUGUAUGUGAUAUAGAAACCAGGAGAGCACAGCAGAACUACCAGAAGCUUCUGGAUUUCAAGGGCUCUGGCAGCCGGCUCCAUAGCCUCCUCAUGGGCUCCAGACCCUUGUCAACCACUGCCUGUCUUAGAGGGGUCCCUCCCCUCUCUCUGAGGCCCCACUGGGCCAGGACUCUAGCCUUUCAGAUGCCCCUGCAGGUCUGGGGCUCCUCCUUCUGAGAAGUACAGGACCUGGACCUGGUCCCACUCUCAUGGCCCUCCUUCACAUCCAAGUCUGGAAGCUUUGAUGGGUCACUAAGCUGUCCACAUCCCCUGUGGCAAUGGAGACUGUGGAUGCUCACCAAUGUCUGAGGCAACUGACAUCUCCAUUUUUAUCCUGCCUCGAGGACCUGAGCUGGGCCUCUACCCCCAGCCCUGGCAGCUCUGCUCUCUACUUCAGUCUCAAAGCACAAGGAGGUUCAGCCCAGGAGGAAAGCCAGUGACCAUGGUGGAGACAUGUCCUUCUCCCAACCAGCCUCCCACCACUGCUGGCCCCUGACCCCGAGGGGCUGGAGCCAUGUUCCCUAGCAGCAACUGGAAAUGACCAGAAGGGUAGGCUCAGAACUGUUCUAUUUCACACCUAAGUGUCCAACAAGCCUCUGGGAAGAAGUGGUCCUGAGACCCAGAAGAUCUACAGUCUGACAUACCCUUAGGUUCCCACAGGGGUGGCCACAGGCAAGACUCACCUGGAAAAAGUGUUCUGGGCAUGGUCAAGUGGGCCUGUGGUUAAGGAGGCCUGCAUGGAGGGAGUCUGAGGGCCUUGGCCAAGAUGAUUAAA
This is a messenger RNA of Castor canadensis (American beaver), 2670 nucleotides long. RefSeq names its product glycerophosphodiester phosphodiesterase domain containing 5 (gene Gdpd5). Gene Ontology annotation, biological process: lipid metabolic process; positive regulation of neuron differentiation. Gene Ontology annotation, molecular function: glycerophosphodiester phosphodiesterase activity. Gene Ontology annotation, cellular component: plasma membrane. Lineage: Eukaryota; Metazoa; Chordata; Mammalia; Rodentia; Castoridae. The record is from RefSeq and is a predicted model, not a curated record.